Pieris rapae (cabbage white) is the source of this 1298-nucleotide messenger RNA. RefSeq names its product V-type proton ATPase 16 kDa proteolipid subunit (gene VATPc). NCBI's taxonomy places the organism in Eukaryota, Metazoa, Arthropoda, Insecta, Lepidoptera, Pieridae. Gene Ontology annotation, molecular function: proton-transporting ATPase activity, rotational mechanism. Gene Ontology annotation, cellular component: proton-transporting V-type ATPase, V0 domain. Gene Ontology annotation, biological process: proton transmembrane transport. The record is from RefSeq and is a predicted model, not a curated record. The coding region runs from base 151 to 621 and encodes 156 amino acids. The transcript is spliced from 3 exons.
UUGAACAUCAAUCGUCAUAUGACCCAUUCUAUUGAGUCGGCAAAGCUUGAGCCAUAUUUGUCUGUGCUAAAAUAGUUUCGUGGAGUGAGUGUGUGCAGAUAGUCAUCACAUUUUUGGGACCUGUAAAUACUUCCACACAACACAUUCAAAAUGGCCGAAGCAAAUCCCGUUUAUGGACCUUUCUUUGGAGUUAUGGGGGCGGCGUCAGCUAUUAUCUUUAGCGCGCUGGGAGCUGCAUAUGGAACAGCCAAGUCAGGCACAGGUAUUGCCGCCAUGUCGGUGAUGAGGCCUGAACUUAUUAUGAAGUCCAUCAUUCCCGUUGUCAUGGCUGGUAUUAUCGCCAUUUACGGUUUGGUUGUGGCUGUCCUGAUUGCUGGUUCCUUGGAAUCAUCAGCAACUUACUCUCUCUUCAGAGGUUUCAUCCACUUGGGCGCAGGUCUCGCUGUCGGUUUCUCAGGUCUAGCUGCCGGUUUCGCCAUAGGCAUAGUGGGUGAUGCUGGCGUGCGUGGUACAGCCCAACAACCUAGAUUAUUCGUCGGUAUGAUCCUUAUCCUCAUUUUCGCUGAGGUAUUGGGUCUUUACGGACUUAUCGUCGCCAUCUAUCUUUACACGAAACAAUAAAUUCUGCGCGCACACUCUCCGCAACAUGCCUCUGAGCUCUAUGUCUCAACUCCUAAUCUAUGCUCAGUUUUCGGUCUCGCGCACAUCGUCGCCGGUAGUAUACGCUUUGCAUAGUGCUCUGAGGCAUCUUCUGUGUAGAACUUAUCCCAAUUAACUCUCCCAUUCGCAUAUCUCCGGCUCGACGCGGUUUCGAUGCUGCGACUGCGCCGCGCCCCGAGACGCGAACUCUUUAAACACAAUUACACCUGGACUACCGAGCGACAUCUAAAUUAUUUAUUCUUAAUUUAUUUGCCUUUAUCCCAUCUUAUUUUGCGGCUGAUACAACAUAUCAGUUGAGUUGCGUGACCACCCAUCGCGAACGACAGACGAUAUCAAUUUUAGAUUAUUUUAGCAUUAAGGCGAAACUAAUGUACAGUUAGAGUAGAAAAUUAAGUCCAAACGAGUUAUAUUGAUAUAAUUUAUAAACUGUUGAACCUGCAGGGUACUGUGUACCAAUGUCUUCUGGGCAGUUAGGUGUUACCUGGCUUGUAUAACAUGCUGUCUACAGCUUUGUCACAGUGGGUGUACUUAUCCAUUCUGUUUAAUGUACCGCUAUUGUAUUAUCCAAAAUGAAUGAGCCAGUCACAAACAAUGUAUUGCCAGGGAUCAGUUAAUAAACAUGAUUUGUACAUUCCAUA